AUGAAACACCAAUCAAACUCAGAAGAAGAAUACAUAGCAAAUGUGUUAUCUGCUUUCCUUAAGAUUCGAUAAUAAGAAGAGAAAAAUAUCGCAAUACAACUGACUCAACUAUUGCAAUCAUACAAGUAGGAGGACAUAAAACAAUUAAAAAACCUUAAAGUGGAGCAACGAGAACUAGUAGGUCAGAUGAACUUAAACAUAAAAUAGGAACAGCAUAAAUCUAAUUCUAAUGAAAAUACCUAAUAACAACUUAAAGCUCUUAAGCCCUCCUACACUAAUAGUGAGAAAAAAGGAGACAAAUAUACAGAAUAUGGAAUCUUGGAGGAUGGGGCUUAUACUUGUUUAAAGUGUUAAAGCAAAAUCAAAAGAACUUAGGAUCUGCUCAAACACUGGACUGUAUAGCAUGGGAGGUAAGCUAUACCUAGGAGAAAACGAAACAUGAUAAAUGAGGAUACUUAAUGCAUCAAAAAGGUAUCGUAAGAGAAUCCUAAAUUAGAAGCCUGA
Paramecium tetraurelia is the source of this 504-nucleotide messenger RNA. RefSeq lists its product as uncharacterized. The transcript has a single exon. Lineage: Eukaryota; Ciliophora; Oligohymenophorea; Peniculida; Parameciidae. The record is from RefSeq and is a predicted model, not a curated record.